CAACGAUUGGUCGCAUUCACGCAUUCGAUGCCUUUCACUUUCCCAUUGGAUGAAGUGACUUUUACAUGACGUGCUGUUCGUGCGCAGUUACCCUGACCCCGAUGACAAUCAGUUCCCUCUCACUUUUUAUUGGCCGCUAGCUAGAGAUAGAGGCGUUUCUGAAUCAGCGCACUUGCGCUCCAUUGGCUGUUUGUUGUCUAGCUUCGUAUUGAUUGGCUGUAGGCGAGGUGCCAGGCUCUCACUGGUCGCUCUGCGUCGGCUCAGUUGACACUCGCUUACUCUCUAGCUCCCUGAAUUGGAGGGUCCAUGUCUGCCGCGCACAGGCCUGUGGAGGGAGGUGGGGGAUACUAUGGGGGUGCAGGAGCGGAUGUGCUGGCAAGACAGCGGGGGGAAGGUGAGGCAGAGUGGAGAACUGGCUAUUACCCACAGGAGGCGGAGAGAAGCUGGGCCGGAGGAGGGACAGGGGGAGGAGCUCCUGGAACUCAGAACUCAUCAUAUCCCGGCUACAAUCCAAACUGGUCCUGUUCUGGCCAUCCACGGCACCCAUAUCCCACUAACUACCCUGCUAGAGAUCAGGUACAGAGGAUGGAACCCUACACAAAUGGCUCCUAUGCAUCUCCUUAUGCCCCAGGCUCUAUGAAUCCCCCUUAUGCUUGUGUCCCCCAGCCAAAUCAAUACUACCCUCCUCCUUCACAACCCCCUUAUUCAGUCGAUCCCUACAAGCAGUCGGGGGGGAACCCUCAGGCACAGCCUCAGUGGGGUUACCCUCCUCAACAUGGCUAUCAUGGUGUCUCCCAACAUCCGCAGGGAUACUCACCAUAUGCUCCUCAUCAGCAGGAGACAGUCUCUGCCUACCAGUACCGAGAAGCAGCCUCUGGCCUCCACCAACCAGCAAUGCCUCAGCACAGUCCCCAAGGUGAAGGCUGGGUUUAUGGAGUCCCCAACCCUUACCAUUGGCCCACUGCUCCUCCUGCUCACCACAAUCCGGCCAACAGCCAUUAUGUCCCUGGGGGCAGAGCAGGGUGGCCUGGAGCAGACAUACCAAAUGCUUCGUAUGAUAUAAAGGAUCCAUCACAGGCAUCUAAUUACAACAGACAAAGACCUCCUUAUCAGUCAUACCACCCUGAGACACCCCAGACCGUCACACCUUCAGAACCUAAGCCCAAUCCUCCAACUCCACAUUACAGCAGCUCCCCCCAAAUGUACCAUAGGAAGGAACCUCCAAGCCAAGAAUCUGCCAGCAGAGCCAAAGAAGCUGAUCCUGACCCCAUGCGCAACCACCCGGCCAUUGUUAAAAUCAUCCAGAUUUUAGAGAAGGUGGUGGAUCUGGAGAGAGAGGUGGAUGAAUUUGUGGGGCGGAAAACCGACAUGAGUUACCGAUAUUUGGAAGAGCUGCUGACCAAGCAGUUAUUGGAACUAGAUUCUGUAGAGACUGGCGGGCAGGAUAACAUCCGUCAGGCCAGGAAAGAAGCUGUGAACAAACUGCAGUCCAUCCUAGAAAGACUGGAGCGAAAGGGGUUUUGAUAAGACAAAAACCCUGCAAGAUCCCUUGGGAUAGACUGAAGCUUCUGUGGAACUGUUUGGGACAUUACAUUGGGAAAUUAUAGGAAUAUAUGGAUUCUGAUGACACCACCAGCAGCCAUUAGACUGAACUGUGUGCAUCUGAGAAAAGCAUGUAAAUAAAGCACUAGACUUGCCCCGAUAUCACAGGAAAUCCUAAUGGCAGAAGCAGUGUUUGGAAUACUGUGGGGGAAAGGCACACAAUUUACCCUGCCCACCCAAGGAAUUAGUUACUAUGACAAUAAAAUGGCUAUUGGUACUAGCAAACUUGAAGAAAACAUCCCUGUUAAGACUUGAAUGGAAAGUUUACGGUACACUGCCAUCUGCUAUAGCCUCUGCUUCAUCCCAGCUCAGAAAGCAGAAAGUGUUGGUAUGUUUUAUUUCCCCAUAGCUAGUAAUUACAUCUGAAGGAAUAAUCUACUUUGUGCACAGAACUUUCCUAGGAGUGAGAGAUGCCAAAGUGCUCCCCUCUUCAUAGAUAACAGCGUGUCAAUGGAACCAGAUACACGUUCUGUUACUUCCAUUAACCUAUGGAAAAUUCCUCCACCGAGGGAUGCGAAAAUGUUAGCCACCCCCCAGUGAUUGUAUUGCGUUACCUGUUAUCCAGACUGGUGCUCUUGAUAGUAAAAAACCACACCUGCCUAGGUACAUGCAGGGCAACGAUCCUCUUUCAUCCUUUUCUUCGCCCUGGCUGCGCAGUAGAGUGAAAAGCCGAACCUUAACCAAAACGUCGUCAUUUUUUUUUUUUUUACUCUACUGCUCAUGAGUCGGCCCCGGGAUUACAUAGAAACGAGAAGGAAGGAAGAGCAUCGCUUGUUUGCAUGUACUCUGGGCUGGUGCGUUUUUUUGCUAAUAGAAGCACCAGCCCGGGGUAUUGGGUAAGUGAUUGAUUGCAAUCAGUGGGGGGUGUCUAACAUUUGGCACCUCCCUAGUGAUUUUAACUUUCCUUCUUUAAGUGCCUGUCCCGGCACCAUAUUUCACAAGUUAACCUUUACUAUGUUAUAGAAUAGCUGGUUCUUAGCAACUUUCAUUGGCCAACCAGCUUUCAAAUGAGGGUCACUGACUCCUGCAGUAAAAAAACAAACAAACUAUUGCUUGUUGAGACUACAAUGUCAUUGUUAUUGUUACUUUUUAUUACUUAUCUUUUUAUUCAGACCCCCUCCUAUUCAUUUUCCAGUUUCUCAUACAAACUACUGCCUGGCUGCUAUGGUAACUUGGGUCCCUGGCAACCAUAUAGCUGGUAAAAUUCCAAACUAGACAGUACCUGGAUAAAAACCAUAAAUAAUAAUAAAUGACAACCAAUUGCAGAUUGCUUCAGAACAGCGCUCUUUACAAAAAACUAAAAGUUAAUUUAAUGGUGAACAACUCCUUUAAGCAGUAGGGCAGCCCCUACCCUUAUCUGUUGGUGAGUAUAUUACUUGUGCACACAGUAAGACCUAUGGCAUACGUAACGUUCCUCCACCAGCGCCUUUUAGCAACUGUAGAAAUGCCCAAUACCUCUUUGUGCCUCUUUGUGAAAGGCAGAUUUCAGCCAAAUAAAAGCUGGUACCUGCCAUUUGUGACAGAUGGGUAUGGAGCAUUUCCCAGUGGAAACAAUUUAAAUGUGAGUUUCUCAGCUGGCAGAAAAGUGACAAAAACCAUCUAUCUCCUGUGGCUCACAUUCAUUUGAAGGGAAUGAAAUGGCAGUAAAUUUAGGAAUUAUGAUAGAAUUACUCAAAAUAACCUGCUAUGUAAUAUAUGUUUUCUGGUAUUCCUGGCCAGCUCCAGUACUCCACAAAGUAAAGUGCUUACAUUAUCUGCAUAGUGAAGCCAAUCAGAAACAAGUAUGCUUAGUGUGAUACAGUGUGUUACAGUGAUGUCACACCUAGGCAUUGUGUAUACUCAUUGCAAUUGGCUCCCACUCCCCAGCGUAUAUAGAGCAGCGAUCAAUCACUUUUACAGCAGGAGCAUCGUGGGAGUGGUGAAACCGGGGCUACCUGAGGUCCUAUCUGUUGAUAGGUUAAAACUGUAAUAUAAUAAACUUACUGGCACUCCUUUCGGGAAAUGCCUGAAAUAACCAGUAUAAAGAAUAAGUAAACAUUUCUCUAAAAUGACUCUAAAUAGUGCCCAGAUUAACAUACCUUUCUCCCUCCAUCGAGUCUCAUGUAUAUUCUAUAUGACAAACCGCAGCUCUCUCAGCUACUUCCUAGUUUAGGGUGAAGCUCCACCCCUUUUGUUUCUGAACUCUCCUCUAUCUGACUGUACAGACGGUUGAAGAGAUGCUUACUGCUCAUGCUUGCCGCCUUUGCUCCAAUAGAAAUCAGUCAGGUAUGCGCAGCAGGCACCUCUUCGACUGUCUGCGCAGUCAGAGAAAGAUGCAGAGCCCACAAAAGAAGAGGGGUUAGAGUUUCACGCUAGACUAGGAAGUAGUAGAGAGAGCUGAAGUUGACCAAGGUGUGUUAUUCUUGGAGCUGUAUAGAGUCUUUUUAGGAGAUUUAUGAUAAAAGGCUUAUUUAUCCUUUAAAGUAUUUCCAGGCUGUAAAGCACCUGCACCAGAAAUUCAGGCAUUUCCCGUUCAAGUAAGUGAGAACCAAAAGGUGGUUUGUGUUGCAUUUGUGGUACUGAGAACCACUACGUGUGCCAUCAGCCUUACUAGCUCGGGUCAUGCUAGCAUUGUUUGUCUGUCAGAGUUUCCACCAAUGGGGAUCAUGCUAUAUCUGCUUGCUGGGUUCAGAUCUGCAGAGUAGGGUUAGGGACCCGUCUGACCUGUGGGUAAAAAAAAAAAGCCAUUUAUUUCUAAAACAGAUGAAGGGGCACAGCUAUCUUCAUUUGGUCCCCUUCCAUCUUUAGCCUUGUGCUGUGGGAAUCCUAUUUAUAUUGUAUAGCGUAUGCAGAAUGGAGGCCAGUAUGGGAACCUACAGACUGUGGGGUAUUUUGUUAAAAAAAAACAAAAAAAAAACGAGACAAUCUUAGAUGUUGUUUGCAAAGGUUUCUACUGAUCUAGGAAAAAGGCGAAUUAUCUCAGGAAAAGUGGUGUUGGCACGUGAGUGAUAAUGUCUGUUUUGGUUGUCUGACGUUUAUGCAAGGUUGAUAGAGCCACGUACGGUGCAGUGUGUAAGGGAGAAUCCACUGUCACCCUAACAUACCCUUUGGGGCUCACAAAGCACGGUGCUGUUUUGGGCUAAAGGUUGUUAGCUUGCACUGGGGGAAAUGUAGAUUACCAUGUAUAAAAUGUAUAAAGAAAGAAGAAAUCCGUUACAUUUGCUAAAUAAAGCCAUAUUUGAAUGAAUGAAAGAAAGGCUUGUCCUGCUGGUUACUGUAUUAGUAUAUCCUAUGAGGCCCAGCAUUCUUGUUGCACCGGGUCACUGAAUGAAUGGGACAAGCACUCGGGUCACUGACAGAUCUGCUCAAUAUAAAACUGAGCCAACAGGGCCCAAACAUGGGCUUCUAACUCAGUAUUUGCCUCCUUCUGGGCACUGGGAAUUGUUCACCUCUGAGUUAACUUUUAAUUUGUUAUAAAAUGGCAAAUUCUCCGCAACUUCUCAAUUGGUCUUCAUUUUUUAUCAUUUCGGAAUUAUUUGCCUCUUUCCAGCUCUCAAAAGGGAGUCACUGACCUAGGCAGUCAAAACAAACUAUUGCUACAAUUUUAUGGUUAUUGCUACUUUUUAUUGCUUAUCUUUCUGUUCAUUCCUCCUAGAAUAUAUGUUCCAGUAUCUCAUUCAAGCCACUGCCUGGUUGCUAGGGUAAAUUGGACCCUAGCAACCAAAUAGCUACCAAAGUUCCAAACUGGAGAGCUGCUGAACAAAAAACCUAAUUAAAAAACCACAGCAAAUAAAAAAUGAAGACCAAUUGUAAAUUCUGUCUAAAUAUCGCUCUCUACAUCAUACUAAAAAAGUUAUAGGUGAACAACCCCCUUAAAACAUCUGGUUGCAGAGAUAGCAGCCUUGUUUGUAAGUGGUUUGCACACUGGAACAUCCAGCUAUUGGACAUGACUGCUAAAUAAAGGUGGAUCUGUGUCUCCA
Messenger RNA from Xenopus tropicalis (tropical clawed frog), 5561 nucleotides. It is a transcript of the gene bag4, whose product is annotated as BAG cochaperone 4. Gene Ontology annotation, molecular function: protein-folding chaperone binding. Bases 307 to 1524 code for a protein of 405 amino acids. The transcript is spliced from 5 exons. The record is from RefSeq and is a predicted model, not a curated record. Lineage: Eukaryota; Metazoa; Chordata; Amphibia; Anura; Pipidae.